AUGAAUGGAAAUGAAACUAAAAAUACCCUUACUACACCUUUGAUGGGAGGUGGUGGUAUUAGGAGUAAAAAAGGUACUUUUAUAUUAUAAAAGCAAGGAAGCUAUAAUUUGGAUAGUGUAAAUACAAAUAAGAAUGAAAAGUAAUCCAAAGUAUCAAUAAAUGAGAAGUCAUCAAAAAUAAUUAAAUAAGGAUCCUUGAACAUUACCCACGAUCAUCACUCUAACUCUCCUUAAAAUUAGCAAAAUCUAGAGUAAUAAAAAAUAGGAAGUGAGGCAAAAGCAAAUAGUUAAGCAAAUAUUAGUAUAAAUGCGGGAAGAGAAAGCAAUUUCCAUCAAAGCAAUAUCAGAAGUUCAAAAGAAAUAGGACAUGAGUAAUCACGCAAGAGUAGUUUACAUACUAGAAGAUUGACAAAUUAAUAUUACAUUGUUAGGAAAGAAUUUGAUCCUUUCAAGUCACCCCCAGAUUUAAGCUUAGCAGAAAAUCAUAAAAAAGCUAGGUUAGUUGGUUGGGCAACAGAAGAAUAAAAAUUAAACUAAGAAAAUUAUUGUCCUUGCUGUUAUUCAAUUAUUGAAAAAAACCAGUUUAACAUUUCAUGUGAUGAAAAAGAAUUGGCGUUUUUAGGAGUUGGAUAUGCAUAAAUAUUUCUCCUUAACAAAUUCUUUGGAUUUCUAAUAGUAGUUAUAUUUGUUCUUGGUGGCUCUCUUCUGCUUUUUGUUAAAAAUUAAAUUAAUUGCUAUGACAAGUGUCUUUCCAUAUUAGGUAUUGGUAUAAUGGCAAAUAAAGAGGAUGAUAUAGAGCAGAUGCAUCCUUUUCUUUAAAUUCUAAUGGCAAUGUUUAUCAUAGCAUCUAUAUUAUAUGCAAAGAAAAGAAUAUAAAAAAGAAUAACUAAAUUUAAUGAAGGAUAUGUUUCACCCUGUGAAUAUACAAUAAUGGUUUAAAAUCUGCCUCUUGAUGCUCGAAAGGAAGAAUUAAAGCGUCAUUUUUAAAAGUUAAUGAAUCGUCAAAUAAUAACUGUUAAUAUGGCAUACGAUAUUGAAAAAUACAAUGAGGCUAUUGACUCUAAAUCAGAAGAUAUCCUUACAUACAAUACAAAUAAAUAUCAAAUUAAAUAACUCUAAACCUAGUUAGAAUCACAGCAGGGAUUAACUGAAUCAAAAAAAGAAAAAAUAAUGAAUAAAAUUAAUUAAAUAUAAGGAAAAAAUGAAUUUCUAUUAUCAGAAAUGAAAAUCAAUGAUGAAUUUAUUGAUAGAUUUGAAAAAGACUGUGAUAAUGAUAGAGACCCUUCUAAGUUUUUAGGAACAGCCUUCAUUACUUUUAACGAUACUGUGCCAGUUAAUUCGAUUGUAGAUGAGUGGGGAUACACUUGGAUUAACAUUUUAAAGUUUAUUUUCUUUAGAUGGGUAACUCCACCAUUUAUUGAGUACAAAGAAAAACUCUUGAUUAUUAGAAAAGCACCAGCUCCUGCUGAUAUUAUCUGGGAAAAUUUGAGAUUUUCGUUGCCUAAAAAUAUUGCAAAUAAUACAUUUAUGCUUUGCUUCAGUUUUAUCAUUCUUUAUAUUUGCUUUAAAAUUCAAUUUUUGGUUAUGUACUACAUUUACCCUCUUAAAAAGCAAAGUUACGAAGAGCACUCCUUCAUACUUAUGAUUAGAGGAAGUCUUCUUAGUAUAUGUGUAGUUAUUGUAAAUCUUGCUUUGAGAAAUACAAUGUAUCAUUUCACCAAAUUUUAAAGAUUCGAUCAUCACACAAAAUUACUGAAUGCCUAUAUUAACAAGUAUAUCUUUUUAUACUUUUUUAAUAGUGCAUUUAUGCCUUAUGUAGUUCAUGCUUAGUUAGAUUAAGGAAAUAUUAAUAUUGAAUUAUUAGUUUGGGAUAUUCACUUUAUUAUUAUUGCAACUUCUAUUUCUACACCUUUAUCUAAAGUGUUUGACCCUGUGAUGUUCUAUAAACUCUACAAGCGCUGGCGUAUAAAAUCCUAUCCUCCAGAAGAUUGCCCUUAUACUCAAAAAGAGGCUAACAUGUGGUUUGAAGGCCAUCCUAUAGAAAUAGCUGAUAGCUAUGCAUAUAUAGCCAGAAAUCUUUUUUUAAGUGCUUGGUAUGCUUAAGUAGCUCCAUUUGGAAUAAUAUUUUCAAUGCUUGGAUUAAUUUGCAAUCAUUAUAUAGAUAAAUAUUGCCUUUUAAGGAUUCACCCAACUCCAGAACUUAUCACAGAAGAAGUUUACAGUAAAGUCAUUUUUGCUCUUGACUUAAUACCAUUUAUUUAUCUUUGUGGUUGUAUUGAAUACAACUUAAAAAAUAUUGAAUCAACUAAUGUAUUUGCUAUCAUAUUUAACUUUAUAACUGAAGGAGGCGCUAUAGUUGGCUUAUUUUUGAGCUUAAUAUGUAUUAUUUUCCAUUAUAAACGUAAAACUAAAGCAAAAGGCGCAUAAAAAGAAAACCGCCCAUAUAACGAAGUGAGAACUCUUUUCCCCACUGAGUAUGAUAGAUGCAAUCCAGUCACUGCUUCAAAAGCAAGCAUUGAAUAUAUCAAAUUUUUGUACAACUAAAAAGCUGUAUACUUAUCAGCUAAUAUGCAGGAAAUGAUUGGUGUGUAAUCUCAUAAAAAAGGUAGUAAAAAAAAGAGAAAAUCUAAAAAAUAAAUAGUUGAUGGCACAAAUCUUAAUCAUUUAUUAAAGUCAGGAUCCUAACAGUACUAAGAAAAGUUUUUAUUAAAUCAUUAAUAAUCAAAAUCAAAACUAUUAUCAUCUCAAAACUUGUAACAAUAUUCCUCCUAUUCUUCUUCUUCCGAUAGCGACUCUGAAUCUUCUGACAGUGAUAGCAGUAACAAUAAUGAUUAGAAUGAGACUAAAAAAGAUAUUGAACUUAAUCCCAUUCAACUACCUAAAAACAUAGAAGAAAGCAAUACUUAUCAAGCAAAUGAUGAUUAAAGCAACAAAGCCAGAAACGGAACUCUCUUUUAUUAGAGAUAAAGUAUUCCAACGAUAGCAUCUUCAUUUCAAAAUUUUAUUCAUGGCCAUUCUACCUUUUACAUAGAACAUACACUAGUUCCUCAUAAUUAAGAAUCUUCAGAAUCAGAUAAGCCUUUAGAUAUAAAUAUUUAAAAAGUUGAAUCUAAAUCUAUUGAAAAUGAAGAAGAGUUAAAAACUUACCUUGAAAAAAAUAAACAAAUUGAGAGCUUAAAAAAUAUUCAAGAAGAAAAUAAACAAACAAAAGAAUGA
This is a messenger RNA of Tetrahymena thermophila SB210, 3216 nucleotides long. Its product is annotated as transmembrane protein, putative. Gene Ontology annotation, molecular function: calcium-activated cation channel activity. The transcript is spliced from 3 exons. Gene Ontology annotation, cellular component: plasma membrane. The record is from RefSeq and is a predicted model, not a curated record. NCBI's taxonomy places the organism in Eukaryota, Ciliophora, Oligohymenophorea, Hymenostomatida, Tetrahymenidae.